This is a messenger RNA of Sarcophilus harrisii (Tasmanian devil), 4220 nucleotides long. It is a transcript of the gene SRGAP1, whose product is annotated as SLIT-ROBO Rho GTPase activating protein 1. The transcript has 22 exons. Bases 751 to 4035 code for a protein of 1094 amino acids. Lineage: Eukaryota; Metazoa; Chordata; Mammalia; Dasyuromorphia; Dasyuridae. The record is from RefSeq and is a predicted model, not a curated record. Gene Ontology annotation, biological process: signal transduction; negative regulation of cell migration. Gene Ontology annotation, cellular component: cytoplasm. Gene Ontology annotation, molecular function: GTPase activator activity; protein binding.
AGCGGGGGGAAAGGGGCCGAGAACUAGGCGGCGGCGGCGGGGACGGCGGAGGAGCUCUGCGCUCUCUCCAGAUCGCGACUCUGCCUUUAUCCUCUUCCUCCUCUCUCGCCCCUGCCCCGGCAGGAGCCUCCGUGCGUUCUGAGGCGGGGAAGCGUCGAGGCGGCGGGGGGAGCGGCGGCGGCAGCAUCCCCCAACCCAAUCGGGACUAGUUUAGUACGAGAGCCGGCGCCUGUCCAGCCUGCGAGGAAGGAGAGGGAGAGAGGGGCCGGGUGGCAGGCGGCGCUCCUUCUCCAGCCGCGGGGAGGGGGUCUGCAACCCCCCGGGGGGCUCCGUGCGAGCUCGGGCUUAACAAUGGUGAAGGGAGCCGGCGUGACCCGGCGGCGGUAGAGGAAGUGGGCAGGGUCCGGGGUGGGGUUUCGGAGGCGGGAGCCGCCCCCCGCCGCCCCCCGCCCCCCGGAGGUCCUCCCGCUGGAGUUUGCCACACUUGGAGGUCCCCCUUUCCGCGUCUGACCGCGCUCGGCAGCUGAGUCCGGCCGGAGAUGGUGCCGGCCCCUGGGUUAACCCAGUAGUCGGCUUCCAGCUCCCUCGCCCCCUCCGAGCGAGCGCCUCCCCUCACCUCCCGCCGCCGCCGCCGCUGCCGGGAACCCCGGCGUGCGGGAGCAGGAAACUGCCUCGGCGACGACCGUGGUUUGUGACCAUUGAACAGAACUUGCCCGUUUUCCAACCUCCGUCCCCCGGAACGACCGGAUAAUGUCCACCCCGAGCAGAUUCAAAAAGGACAAAGAAAUCAUAGCCGAGUAUGAAAGUCAAGUCAAAGAAAUUCGAGCUCAGCUGAUAGAACAGCAGAAAUGCCUGGAACAGCAAACUGAGAUGCGGGUACAGCUCCUGCAGGACCUACAAGAUUUCUUCCGCAAAAAAGCUGAAAUUGAGACUGAAUACUCCCGCAACCUGGAGAAGUUAGCAGAGAGAUUCAUGGCUAAAACAAGAAGCACAAAAGAUCACCAGCAAUACAAGAAAGACCAGAACCUUUUAUCUCCAGUGAAUUGCUGGUAUUUACUCCUGAACCAAGUAAGAAGAGAAAGCAAGGACCAUGCAACAUUAAGUGAUAUCUAUCUGAACAAUGUCAUCAUGCGCUUUAUGCAGAUAAGUGAGGAUUCUACCAGAAUGUUUAAAAAGAGUAAAGAGAUUGCAUUCCAGCUUCAUGAAGAUCUAAUGAAAGUUCUUAACGAGCUGUAUACGGUCAUGAAAACAUAUCACAUGUAUCAUGCAGAAAGUAUCAGUGCAGAGAGCAAAUUAAAAGAAGCAGAAAAACAGGAAGAAAAGCAAAUUGGGCGGUCCGGGGACCCAGUUUUUCACAUUCGACUAGAAGAGAGACAUCAGAGGAGGAGUUCUGUGAAGAAGAUUGAGAAAAUGAAAGAGAAGUUCCUAUAUCUUCAUUCACAGCGACAGGCAAAGUAUUCAGAAAAUAAAUUAAAAUCCAUCAAAGCACGAAAUGAGUAUCUCCUAACCCUAGAAGCAACAAAUGCCUCCGUGUUCAAGUAUUAUAUCCAUGACCUCUCAGAUUUAAUCGAUUGCUGUGAUCUUGGAUACCAUGCCAGUCUGAACAGAGCCCUAAGAACAUAUCUCUCUGCAGAGUAUAACCUUGAAACCUCCAGACAUGAAGGCCUGGAUAUCAUAGAGAAUGCAGUUGAUAAUUUAGAGCCUCGGAGUGAUAAACAGAGAUUCAUGGAGAUGUACCCUGCUGCCUUCUGCCCACCAAUGAAAUUUGAGUUUCAGUCUCACAUGGGUGAUGAGGUCUGUCAGGUAAGCGCCCAGCAGCCAGUGCAAGCCGAACUCAUGCUCAGGUAUCAACAGCUUCAAUCACGACUGGCUACACUCAAAAUCGAGAAUGAGGAGGUUAAAAAAACAACGGAAGCCACGUUACAAACAAUACAGGACAUGGUCACCAUUGAGGAUUAUGAUGUCUCAGAAUGCUUCCAGCACAGUCGGUCCACAGAGUCCGUGAAAUCUACUGUCUCAGAAACAUACUUGAGUAAACCCAGCAUUGCUAAAAGAAGAGCCAAUCAGCAGGAAACUGAGCAGUUUUAUUUCAUGAAAUUCAGAGAAUACCUGGAAGGCAGUAAUCUCAUCACAAAACUUCAAGCCAAACAUGAUUUGCUGCAAAGGACACUGGGAGAAGGUCACAGAGCUGAAUAUAUGACUACAAGGCCUCCAAAUGUUCCCCCUAAGCCCCAGAAACACAGGAAGCCCAGACCCCGAUCACAGUAUAAUGCUAAGUUGUUUAAUGGGGAUUUGGAAACAUUCGUCAAGGAUUCAGGGCAAGUCAUCCCCCUCAUUGUAGAAAGCUGCAUCAGAUUUAUCAAUCUAUAUGGGCUUCAGCAUCAGGGGAUUUUCAGAGUGUCUGGCUCCCAGGUGGAAGUCAAUGACAUUAAAAAUUCAUUUGAGAGAGGUGAAAAUCCUUUGACUGAUGACCAAAGUAACCAUGACAUUAACUCAGUUGCAGGAGUUCUGAAACUCUUUUUCCGCGGGCUGGAAAACCCCCUCUUUCCUAAGGAAAGAUUCAAUGAUCUUAUUUCUUGUGUCAGAAUAGAUAAUCUCUAUGAGAGGGCUCUUCACAUCCGUAAACUCCUCCUCACCUUGCCCAGAUCGAUCCUUAUCGUGAUGAGGUACCUUUUUGCUUUCCUCAACCACCUCUCACAAUACAGUGAUGAGAACAUGAUGGACCCUUAUAACCUGGCCAUUUGUUUUGGGCCAACACUAAUGCCUGUUCCAGAAAUACAGGACCAGGUGUCUUGCCAGGCUCACGUGAAUGAAAUCAUCAAAACUAUCAUCAUCCACCAUGAGACUAUUUUCCCAGAUGUUAAAGAGCUGGAUGGUCCAGUUUAUGAAAAGUGCAUGGCUGGAGAUGACUACUGUGACAGUCCAUAUAGUGAGCACGGUACUUUGGAAGAAGUGGAUCAGGAUGCUGGUACAGAGCCCCACACCAGUGAAGAUGAAUGUGAACCCAUUGAAGCAAUAGCCAAGUUUGACUACGUUGGGAGGUCUGCUCGAGAACUGUCCUUCAAGAAGGGAGCCUCACUGCUUUUAUAUCACCGAGCCUCCGAGGACUGGUGGGAGGGACGACACAAUGGAAUUGAUGGCCUAGUACCUCAUCAGUACAUUGUGGUACAGGAUAUGGAUGAUACCUUUUCUGAUACACUGAGCCAAAAAGCAGAUAGUGAAGCCAGCAGUGGGCCCGUUACAGAAGAUAAGUGUUCCUCCAAAGACAUGAACUCCCCAACUGACCGUCAUCCUGAUGUAUAUUUAGCCAGACAAAGAAAAAGGGCUGAGCCCCCCCUUCCUUCGAGGCGUCCUGGCAGGACCAGUGAUGGCCACUGCCCUAUCCACCCAUCCCACUCUCUGUCCAACUCCUCGGCCGAGCUUGGGUCCCCUAAUCUGUCCAGCCACUGCAGCCCUCGAGCCCUGUUGCAGAACCGCAGCCUCAACAACGAUAGCCCCGAGAGGAGGCGCAGACCUGGCCACGGCAGCCUGACCAACAUUAGCAGACAUGAUUCUCUAAAGAAGAUAGACAGUCCUCCCAUUCGGAGAUCAACAUCAUCGGGCCAGUACUCAGGCUUCAACGACCACAAACCUCUGGACCCAGAGACGAUUGCUCAGGAUAUUGAGGAGACAAUGAACACCGCUUUGAACGAACUCCGAGAGCUGGAAAGGCAGAGUUCAGCAAAGCACGCCCCAGACGUGGUGCUGGAUACCUUGGAACAAAUGAAAAAUUCCCCCACUCCUGCCUCUUCCACUGAAUCCCUCAGUCCUCUCCAUAAUGUGAUGCUCAGGAGCACCGAGCCGCAGAUCCGACGCAGCACGAGCUCUUCCAGUGACACAAUGAGUACUUUCAAGCCCAUGGUGGCCCCCAGGAUGGGAGUACAGUUGAAGCCCCCAGCUCUUAGGCCAAAACCUAUUGUUCUUCCAAAAACAAAUCCCACCAUAGGACCCACACCUCCUUCCCAAGGUCCAACAGACAAAUCGUGCACGAUGUAAAACAAACAAAAACAUGAUCCAGAAGAUAGAAAAAAAAUGGUUGAAAAAAGGAAUGGAUUUGGGGGGGGGGGGGAAAUCAAGGCUUCUUGUCUUCAUGAGUUUUGUGCUUAUAACUGGAGAUACUGGCUUUUCUGUCUUUUUGAAUGUAAUGUCUGAGACUUGCUACAUUAACACAGGCAUUUGUA